AGGAGGGGAACAAUUUGAAUUGAUGUAAAGUUUUAAUUUAUGGCCAUAUUCGAGCAUAUUUUUUGAAUUUAUUGCCUUGUCAAGAAUGCGAGCUGGUCAAGCCCAAACGCAGUCGCAGUCGCAGUCCAAGCUAAAGUCGAAGUCGAAGUCGAAGUCGAAGCUGAAGUCAAAGUCUGAGUCGCACGUGCUGUGGCAUUUGGCGAGGCCAAUAUUAAUUGUUAUGACGAAAGGAGUUGUACAAUGGUGCUGCAACAACAACAGCAACAACAACAACAACUUAUAUAUAGUGUGUCUAUAAUAAAGUUUCAUUCAAAAAACAUAGCAACUAUUUCUUACUUAUCAAGUCAGUCAUUGACAAAUCCGUUUGACCUGCAAAUCAUUGAAUGUCUAUUGACAUCCAUGAGAAUUUCAAGCGCAUUCCUUUGGUUGCUGUUCGCUGGAUCUCUCCUCUCUUCAAACAUGCGUGUCGCUGGUUAUCACCUCGAUAGGGCUCAGCACCCCAAGCGCAUGGCUUGGCCAUCGAAUCUUUAUGCAGACUUUGCCGCUAUUAACAGUCGAGAUGAAGCUGCCGCCAGUCCAAGUGUCAAUCGCUUAACCAAAUCGGCUGAUCCGGUUGGGCACAACGGCGGUUCAGCUCCAGCUGGAGGUGCGAGUGCCGGUUCUGGUGCCCAGGCAUGCAACGAGAAUGCAAGUAAUAAGAAUUGCGAUGUGAAGCAAAUCUUUGCGCCGGGCGAUCCCAAGCAAAAGUCCUCGAACAUUGCCAUGAAGGCGGCCCAGGAUGCCAAGGCGGCGAAUGAGGCGCAACAAGCUGCCGGCCAAUUGGCUGCUCAGCAUAUCAAACAGGAGCUGGCUGAGAAGGCCUUUCAAUCAGCCAAGGCAGCCGAAGCAGCGCUCACCGGCAAGCAAAUGGUUGUGCAGCAACUCGAGCUAGAAAUGCAAGAGGCCCACGCUGUGGUCGAGGAGGAGUCUGCGUCCCUGCAGAACACGGAGAGUAACAUGAAUGCGGCUGUCGAAGCAGCUCGUGCUGCAACGCAUCAGUUUGAAACACUCACCGAACUCCAGAAGUCGGUGAAAGACAAUUUGGCCAACAUUCAGACGGUGGCACUGGGCUCCCAACAGGAAAUGACCGCCAAGGUACAGUUACUCGAGGCAGCCAAGAAUCGACUGGGCACAUUGGAGAAGCAACUGCAAAGUGCUCGCGAGGAUUACGAGAAGACCAAACAAGCGGCUUACAAAGCGGCUUGCGCAGCUGUCGAAGCCAAGCAGAAGGCUUCCGCCGAACAUUAGUUGUGCCCCAUUUUCCCUAUGUUAUAUAUUUUGUUACAAUAAUUGGAAUGUUUACGUUUACUCCCAGAGAAAACAGUUGUCAUACAAACGACAUGCAUGCCAACAGAAAUUCCAGACCCCGUUGAAGUGCAGUCCGCAUGAUCCCCUGUACUCUAAUAG
This is a messenger RNA of Drosophila nasuta, 1446 nucleotides long. RefSeq lists its product as uncharacterized. Lineage: Eukaryota; Metazoa; Arthropoda; Insecta; Diptera; Drosophilidae. The record is from RefSeq and is a predicted model, not a curated record. Bases 241 to 1287 code for a protein of 348 amino acids. The transcript has 3 exons.